UGGCCAAAUUUCCGAUCUCGAGCCAAUACCAUGUGUUUCGGAAGCCUGUACAAACUUCACAGCAGUGGCGCAUGCAUGCUGUCUCAAUCGUCCCUCUCGGCUCUGCUUGCUUCAACUGCUACAUGGAUGAGACAUCUAGCAACAUGACGGGCCGUGGCUGCUUUGAUGUCGUCACAGAGAAGAGCGGCACCAAGUCUAUCCUGAUGCAUGGAUUAGCCCUUAACUUUGAUAAACUGACCGAAAUAACGAGACUGCUGAACGGAGGAAUCCACUCUAUCAGCCAACAAGACGUCAAAACGUUCCUCGAAAUCCACCUUGACGCGACAGAAACGUCAGCUACUAUUUCGAAACGGUCAUAUACUGGGCAUGAGCAAGAUGCGCCUGUAAGCUAUCUCAUUCAAACCUAUUCUCAGGAUGACCUUCUGGUCUGUUGUUUAGGAGUCUCUUGCGGCUUUUGGUCAUGCAGGAUGUAUGGCGUGUUGCUAUUGAGGCAACCGCGUGCGAGGUGGAGACGCUUAGGCCUGUGCUUCUGGGAGACUAAUUCUGCUCAUGUGGGGAAGGUGAUAAGCACACUUACGGAGUUUGAUGAUAUGUUUCAACAAUUAGUGGCUUGUAGAUGGACAGAGUUCAAAGGAGCUUAUGGUGAAAUAAGCAAGGCAUGUGGGCGUGCCUGCUAGCUUCGUAUAUUCCAAGAGGACUACUUUUAGGCCACUAUGAAAGGCUCGGAGUAUGCAAAUGGCUGCGAUGGAUUGAGGUAGAGCAGACCAACUUGGACAUCUGCAAAGCAAGACAUCUCGAGCGUAUAUUAGGUGGAAAGGGAGAGGAGUGGACCAUUCAAGAAGAUUACUGGAGGUGAUGGGAGU
This is a messenger RNA of Trematosphaeria pertusa, 863 nucleotides long. RefSeq lists its product as uncharacterized. The record is from RefSeq and is a predicted model, not a curated record. Bases 123 to 677 code for a protein of 184 amino acids. The transcript has a single exon. NCBI's taxonomy places the organism in Eukaryota, Fungi, Ascomycota, Dothideomycetes, Pleosporales, Trematosphaeriaceae.